AUGUCAUUCAAUCAAAAUGUGAGUGAUAUAGGAUUUACAUAGCAAUCUCCGAAUCGAAAUUUUAACCCUAUGAAUUCUUCUAUGUAAUUCAUACCAGAUCUUCAUUUUGAAAACUAAUCUGAGGAGUAAAUUUCACCAAGAAAGGAAAUUAUGAAAAAAGGGAUUUUGAAGACCUUUUAUUAUUAGGUACUAUAAGAUAGAGACAUAGGAUAUCAAAAGAAGAAAGUUGAUAGGGUGUAACAUAUAUGUAAAUCAAAUGAAUGAAUAGUAAUUAUAAUUAUCUAAAAGAGGAAGUAUAUUUUAUUGCAAUAACAAAAGUUGCUUGUAGAAUUUGUAUGAAUGAGGAGGAGACUUCCAGAUUUAUUAUGCCUUGUGCAUGUAAGGGAAGUUUACAAUACGUUCAUGAAGAGUGCUUAAAACUUUGGAUCCUUUAGAAAAAUGGGAUAAACGAUGUAUUUUAAGACAGAGUAUACAUUAAAUGAAUAAUUAGAUUAAAUGUGAAUUAUGUUCAUAAAAGUUUCGUAUGAAAAUGUAGUUGCACAAUCAUUUUGAUAAAUCUAGGUUUUGGGAUGUACCAAAACAAUAAAAGAUAUGUUGGCUUAUUUAACUACUCAUUAUAAGUGCUAUAAUAUGUUCUUUAGUUGGUAUAGUUUCAUACUAUGAAGUGUUACUAAAAUUUGUAGGGUUUUCCAGCAUAGGAGUUGAUGCUGUCAUGACAAUAUUGAUUGUAUUGUGCGUAUUAGUGAUAAUUAAAUUUGGAGUUGGUGUGAUUCAGUUUCAUUUAAUAGAAAUGAUUGAGGAUUGGACUAUAAGUAAUUAUAGAGUAAGAAAGGAGAUAAGAUAGGGUAGCAUCUUUUAAUUAUAAUCUUAAUUGGGAAAUAGUGUAAAUGGAAGUCCUUUGGCUAAGAAGAAAAAUUUGUAAAUUCAUCCGAAUGGACCAACUAUGUUAUAGGUUGUUUAGGUUGGCUAAUUGGCUUCUUGUCCAAUUAUAUCAGAAUGA
Molecule: messenger RNA, 1000 nt
Organism: Paramecium octaurelia
Lineage: Eukaryota; Ciliophora; Oligohymenophorea; Peniculida; Parameciidae
Source: the annotation of a GenBank genome assembly